UCAUUGACAUCAUCAGUAUGUCUGGAGAUCAAUCUGGAUCUUUGCGGAGAAAGCUCGGUGGUUGCAGUAUCCCAAUGGAAAAGAUAGAAAAAAAGAACAACCUUCAAGUGACUUUCUCUAAGCGUCGAGCAGGGCUUUUCAAAAAAGCAAGUGAGCUUUGCACUUUGACCGGUGCAGAGGCCGGUGUCGUAGUGUUUUCUCCCGCUGACAAUGCUCAUUCGUUUGGACAUCCUAAUAUCAACUCAAUUACCGAUAAGUUACUCUCCCCGAAGAACAUCGACAUAGGUAAUCAAUGGAGGGAAGGCCGUGAUUUGGCCAGGAUACGGCAAAGCGAGCUAGAUUCUCUGGCCCGAGUCGAGGCAAGGCUAGCUGCUGAGAAAGUACGGGGUGGAGCUGGAGAAGUUUAGGAAGGAAAGUAUGACACCCUUUGGAGGUCCGG
Andrographis paniculata is the source of this 439-nucleotide messenger RNA. RefSeq names its product agamous-like MADS-box protein AGL61. The coding region runs from base 18 to 407 and encodes 129 amino acids. Gene Ontology annotation, biological process: regulation of transcription by RNA polymerase II. The transcript has a single exon. Lineage: Eukaryota; Viridiplantae; Streptophyta; Magnoliopsida; Lamiales; Acanthaceae. The record is from RefSeq and is a predicted model, not a curated record. Gene Ontology annotation, molecular function: RNA polymerase II cis-regulatory region sequence-specific DNA binding; DNA-binding transcription factor activity, RNA polymerase II-specific; protein dimerization activity.